This is a messenger RNA of Bipolaris oryzae ATCC 44560, 618 nucleotides long. RefSeq lists its product as uncharacterized. Lineage: Eukaryota; Fungi; Ascomycota; Dothideomycetes; Pleosporales; Pleosporaceae. The transcript has 2 exons. The record is from RefSeq and is a predicted model, not a curated record. Bases 1 to 618 code for a protein of 205 amino acids.
AUGAAGGUCAAGAGAUUCUUAACGAACCGUCAUGACCUCCGUGUUUCAACAAUCACUCGAGAUCGCGAGCUCUUCGAAGCGUUACGCCGUGAGUACCACUCAAAGUUUCGGUGGGCCUACCGCCAAUUCAGCUUCCAGACCGUACAACGAAUGAGCUUUGUCAAGUUUACUCUACACGCUCGCGAAGAAGUCGAUGGCCUCGUCUCUGAUAUGCCACCGGAGAUUGUCAAGCACUACACAUGUGAUCCUCGCAAACCAGACCGUACGCCGGCAUUGGGUAGUGACUUUCUCAUGCAUCGCUUCAGUUCGCCUAAGGAUUGCUUCCAAGACGAUAUUUGUCUUAGGCAGUUCCCAAAACGUAUCGGGGAGCGCCCAACCCCGGGCGUAGAUCCCGACCUCUACACGGGAUGGGGCGUGCAUCUCGAACAAGACAUGGAUCUACAGCGCAUCUGUCUCGUUCUAUUUUCCGGCAUUGCAUCUGCAGGCACGUUUGGGCUCGUAUGGGGUAUAUGCAAGAAAAGCCUGCAAGACGGUUUCUCCAUAGCGAGUUUCGUGCUCGGAAGCGAAGCCAUCGCCGUCGCUACACUCCAAUUAUUUCUUUCUUUGGGCGCCAUGUGA